AGACCGGCGCGAUGGCCAGUGCCGCGACCAGGAAAGAAGGGGAAGAUCGCGAGACAAGGAACGAUAUGACCAUAGAAGCCGCUCCCACCAUUCUUGUGAACCAAGCGAGGUGAGGCCUCCUUUUCCCUCCCAGUCUGAUUCUCGUGUAGAUCACACGCCUGUUUCUCCCCUCUCAUCCUCUACCCCUGCUUCGGCCUCUCCAUGCAAACUCCCAACCACCCUCCACAACCCGAGUCCAGAUGGAGAUGCUGCUGCUGUCUUGAUUGUCACCUCUGCGUCGGCCCAGACUACUCACCAGGCUGAUUCUCUCCUGUCUUUGCAGGGUCGAGAGGAUGUGCUCGAAAUCCUGGAGAGCCAUCUCGAUCCCAUGCUUCAUGAGGCGGCGGUGAAUCACUCUAUGUACUCUCCGGAUACAAACUCUCCUCGUGUUUCCUUCCCUGUUUUUGUGACAUCCUUUGCAAGACCGGCAUCGGCUCCAACUCUGACACCUCUGGCUGCAGCAAAGGAUUCACAGAUCACUGAGUUCAUCAAUGACAUCGCAACGUCGAUCCAGCCACCUCUUCUCCCAGCUCCGGAUGUGAAUGUGAGGAAGCCUUCCCGCGUUAAGCGAUACAAGAAGCCGCUCUCCCCAGCUUCACUGAAGACAAUCGCUGAUCUAGUGGAGAAGGGAGGAUGCAAGGCCAUCAGGCUGAAGGCAUCCAAGAAGGCAUCUGUGGCGCCACUGUGGCUGACUCUUGCCGACUAGAAGUAGAAGCUUUUGCUCAUCGAUGACAAGAUAUCUUCUACUGUUAAAGACUUAGCUCUUCAGAUGUACUUGUCCUUUAGAUUGCUGCUAUCUGUGCACUAUAUUGCUUGCUGCUUCUCCUGCCUACUAUGAAUUAGAGUUGCUGAUGAGAUCUACCCCCUACCCCCUCUCUGGCUGUGUUUCUUCCAGCUGCGCUGGCUGUGUUUCUGCCAAUUGGGCUGUGAUAGUAGACCAUUUACUCUAUGUCGCAGGAUAAUGUGUAUCUGUUCAA
Molecule: messenger RNA, 1016 nt
Organism: Oryza sativa Japonica Group (Japanese rice)
Lineage: Eukaryota; Viridiplantae; Streptophyta; Magnoliopsida; Poales; Poaceae
Source: RefSeq, a predicted model, not a curated record